Molecule: messenger RNA, 539 nt
Organism: Paramecium tetraurelia
Lineage: Eukaryota; Ciliophora; Oligohymenophorea; Peniculida; Parameciidae
Exons: 3
Source: RefSeq, a predicted model, not a curated record
AUGUUUACCACGAAAUCGCAAUUUUAUUAAGCUAGUUCAACAGGGCGGUUUCAGUUUAAAUAUAAGCCGAGUGUUGAAUUAGGAGGAUUUCCUAGUUUGACACCUUGUAAUUCUGACAAAAGAAUGACAAGAUUAGAUUGGUUUGCUGGUCCAUCUGAUCAGUUGGAUAGAUAAAAAAAACAUUGCACCUCGAAAGAAAGUAAACAUCACGAAGACUUAUCUAUUGGAAAACGAACAUUUAUUUAAGCCAAUAAAGAAACUGAAGGAUUGGUUAGCCUAGAGGACAUAAUGUAAAGAAAAUCUCGAGUGCCUACACUAGAAAAGAAGAGAAACUAAAUUCCCGUUCAUUUUUUAGGAGACAAGAAUUAUCCCUAUCCAGAAAUAGAGCCAGCAUUUUAUAAAUAAGAUGAUGGACUAAUCGCAGGAUCAAAUAUCAAAAAUCGAUUUCGACAUCCUUUCAAAAUAUCUAAAAAGUUUCACGGUUGAGUAUUUGAUAAAAUCAUAUUCAUACACUCGAAAAAUAACAAAUCUCAUUUCUA